UGUAUACAUGCUGUGUAGUGCGCUGCAGGUUAAACCGGCAAACACCGUGUCCAAAAUAGAAAGUAUAUUAAUUCAACAGAAGGUAGACAUGGAGGACGUUUAUCAGACAAGAGCUCGUUCCGCUGCGAGGUUUCAAUGAGGCAAACGAGGCAGUCACGGUGAGCAGAUGUUCAGGCUGCCCAUUACUCUGCUGAGUACGCCGCCAGAAGUGGAAGCAAACACAAGGUCACCGCAGACCAUGGCCUGUAAGCUGAGUAUCUCCUUGCACGAAGAAGACAAAAUAAAAUCCAGAUUCAGCACUGUUGCGUUUGAGCUCUCUGACUCAGACCUGCCCCUCCCGCAGCUGUAAGGAUACCCACAACUCCAUGUUCUCAUGUGAUCCUCCAUCAGUCUCUCCCAGAUGCACCGAACACAGAGCCACCGGAGCAAAGCAAAGUACCUCAAGAGGAAGAAGGGCUUCAUGUCUUCAGUCAAGGGAGUUUCUCAUCUGUCCAGGCGAACCAAGAGACGCUUGUAUUGUAAAUUACAGCUUUGGAUGUGGAGGAAGCGAAGAGAGAAAUGCCGUUUUGGGAUUUACAGAGCAAAGAAAAGAGCUUGUGGGAUCAGCUCUGGCUCCGGCCCCUGUCUCAGUUUAAAGGCACAAUCACAGAAAAAUAAAAGGAAAGUUCCAAUGUACCGGACACUAAACUUAGAAAAUUCGCAAGCCAGAGCUUCAUCUGUUGUGUCACCAAUUGGUGGUGAAGCUUCAGAGGACACACUUAGAGGGGAGGAUUGCCUGCUGAAGCCCCGUGAAUCUGUCAGUCUGUCAGAAACUUUCACUGCUUCCAGCUCCUUACACGACCAGGUUACAGACACGAAUGCUGCUGCAGCUACCAUAACUCAAACCAUACCAUCUCCAACAGCAGCACUCUUUGGGAAGUUUUGUGAAAUUGCAGAUCCUUCUAAAUAUUCUUGCACUGUCAAACCCCUGCUGAGCACAGAGGACAGUGAGGCAGAUAGAGGGAUUACGCUGUUUAAGGCACCAAGGACAAUGAUACCUCCUCAAAGGCUUGAAGUCAACUGCCCAUCAGGACAGCACACUAAUGUCACUCCAGGUCAGGACCAGGCUCAAAGCGAAGACACUGAUGAGAGAUUCACCAGUAACAAGUCUUCUAUCACUGAUGUCGGCCUUAGAGCCCUGACUAAGGACAUCCACGAAUUCCUCGAUGGCUUCUACAGAAUAUAUGGAAGUUUCAUCCCGCUACAAAAGAGUGACGUGUUGAGACAUCUGAAGAGGAAGUUUAAUAGUGAUUUCAGUGACAGGAAAAAUAUAAUUUUCUCAGAGGUUACCAAAUACAGAACUGCGAUCGUUCAGAAGCCUGUGCCCUCCUUCCAGGUGGUCUACAAGAAACACACACUGACACUGGAUGAUUUGUUGACACUGGCAGAUCAGAACUGGCUCAACGACCAGGUGAUGAACAUGUAUGGAGAAUUGAUUGCGGAAUCUGCCAGUCACAAGGUCCACUUUCUCAACAGCUUCUUCCACCGGCAGCUCAUGACUAAAGGAUAUGAUGGUGUUAAGAGAUGGACAAAGCAGGUGGAUUUGUUUUCUAAGAGUCUGCUUUUGGUGCCCAUCCACCUGGAGGUUCACUGGUGUCUGGUGACUGCUGACUUUGUCAAAAAGAAGAUCUGCCUUUACGACUCUCAAGGGAACGCGCUCCAGAAAGUUGCAAGGAACAUCCUGAAAUACUUGAUGACAGAAGCAAAGGAGAAGCAGCAAACGGCUUUUGAAAAUGGUUGGGCGGUGUCGUUCGAUGAGAAAAUCCCACAGCAGACUAAUGAAAAUGACUGUGGAGUUUUUGUGUUGGAGUAUUCUAGAUGCCUGGCACUCGCAAAACCUCUUCAGUUUUCACAGGAGGACAUACCAAAGAUACGCAAGAGGAUCUACAAAGAGCUCUGUGACUGUAAGCUCCAUGAAGAGGGCUGACGAGUAUCUGACAGUGUUAUGUCUGUGGGUUUUGCUCAUAAUAUGUGCUGCUUUGAAUUUGGGUAUGAAAUCAGCAGCCCACACUCUCUCUAAGUGCAGGGCUUCACUCCCAGCUCACAGCCUUACAGCACUGUGAGGAUAUAUAGGUGAUCUCAGCAGGAGAGAGUCACUUCUGUGUGUGGUGCACUGUUCAUGCUAAACCAUGAUCCUUGUAUGAUAGCUGUAUUUAUAUGGUCAAUAUUUAAUCAGGCAUGUUAUUUAAUAAAAGAAAACAUCUUAUUGUUCUGGGAGUUUACACAUCAACAGUGCACCAACAGAGCCUUACUGAACUGACUGCCUGUUGAAAUGGAUCUAAUCCGUCAUGGUACAUGUCUGUGUUGCUGUUUAAAAUAUCUGUUCACCUUAUUUGCACUUUGUUUUUUUGAAGUCUAAUCUUGCAUUGUUGACUUGUAGUUUGAGAUAUUUUGCAUCAUAGUUUCUGUUAGCACCAGAUGACUGAGUAGGAAGUAGAUGUAUUUUGUUUCUAAAGAAAGUUAUAGAACUGGACUCAGUCUCCAAUUUAUUAUUUUUGUUUGUUGCCUAAUAGGAAAUGUGUAAAUAAAGUUUUAAAUA
Messenger RNA from Seriola dumerili (greater amberjack), 2578 nucleotides. Its product is annotated as sentrin-specific protease 5-like. NCBI's taxonomy places the organism in Eukaryota, Metazoa, Chordata, Actinopteri, Carangiformes, Carangidae. Gene Ontology annotation, molecular function: deSUMOylase activity. Gene Ontology annotation, cellular component: nucleus. The record is from RefSeq and is a predicted model, not a curated record. Gene Ontology annotation, biological process: protein desumoylation. The coding region runs from base 401 to 1966 and encodes 521 amino acids. The transcript is spliced from 10 exons.